CCGCCGCCGCCCGUGACAGAGCCAGCAUGUUCGGGAUGCUGAGCAGCAGCUUUGAGGAUGAUCCCUUCUUCUCUGAUUCUUUUAUUGCACACCGAGAAAGUAUGCGACAGAUGAUGAGAAGUUUUUCUGAACCCUUUGGAAGAGACUUGCUCAGCAUCUCUGAUGGUAGAGGAAGAGCUCAUCAUAAUCAUAUGAGACAUGAUGAUGGUGAAAAUUCCUUGACUCGUACAGAUGUCAACCCUUUUCAGGCAAUGGACCGAAUGAUGUUAAAUAUGCGAAACAGUAUGCAGGAAUUACAAAGAAACUUUGGUCACCUUUCAGUGGAUCCAAAUGGACAUUCAUUUAGUUCUUCCUCAGUUAUGACAUAUUCCAAAGUAGGAGAUGAACCACCAAAGGUUUUCCAGGCCUCAACUCAAACCCGUAGGGCUCCAGGAGGAAUAAAGGAAACUAGGAAAGCAAUGAGAGAUUCUGAUAGUGGGCUAGAAAAAAUGGCUGUUGGUCAUCAUCUUCAUGACCGAGCUCAUGUCAUUAAAAAGUCAAAGAAUAACAAGACUGGAGAUGAAGAGGUCAAUCAAGAGUUCAUCAAUAUGAAUGAAAGUGAUGCUCAUGCUUUUGAUGAUGAGUGGCAAAAUGAGAUUUUGAAGUACAAACCAGUGGGACAGUGGCGCAAUGUAGAAAACCCUAGGAUGAGAAGCGUUGGUCAUGAGAAUUCAGGCUGCCGAGAACUUAAAAGAAGGGAGAAACCUCAUCAAAGUCCAGCCAUUGAACAUGGAAGAAGAUCAAAUGUUUUUGUGGACAAACUCAACAUCAAAGGAUCACCUGUGAAAAUCAACAAAAAAUAAAUAGCCUUGCAUUUGAUUUCUUUAGUUUUGAUUGUUUUAACAGAGAAAGUAAUGGUGCUGGGUAAUACAUAUAAGACCAAUCUCUUGUUAAAUCAGUACUGUAUUUAACUUUCUUCUGAUAUCUGAAUGUUCUUGGAAGUACUAGCUUUAUAUUGUCCAUACUUUAGGAAUAAAACUUUGAUUUUCAACAAUUCAAGUUGCUAAACAUUCUAUACACUCUUUUCUUUAAAACAUACUAAUUUUUAAGGCUGAUUUUGCUUUUCCAAUUAUCUUCCUAUUGGCUGUGUUUUCUUUUAUAUAGUCAAGAUUGAAUGUAGAGCUAGUUUUAUCAUAUGUAUCAGUUAUAAGAAAGUAAAAUAUUAAAAAAUAGUCUCAGUUUUCACUAACACACCACCACAGUGAUGCUAAGAAAGGUACAAUAAUUUAAAUCAGAUUUCAUGUGUUAUAUAGCCAGCUAGCUUAAGAUUUAAAAAAAA
Molecule: messenger RNA, 1318 nt
Organism: Enhydra lutris kenyoni (northern sea otter)
Lineage: Eukaryota; Metazoa; Chordata; Mammalia; Carnivora; Mustelidae
Product: myeloid leukemia factor 1
Exons: 7
Coding region: 27-842 (271 amino acids)
Biological process (GO): regulation of DNA-templated transcription
Cellular component (GO): cytoplasm; nucleus
Source: RefSeq, a predicted model, not a curated record